Messenger RNA from Glarea lozoyensis ATCC 20868, 1662 nucleotides. RefSeq lists its product as uncharacterized. The coding region runs from base 1 to 1662 and encodes 553 amino acids. The transcript has 2 exons. The record is from RefSeq and is a predicted model, not a curated record. NCBI's taxonomy places the organism in Eukaryota, Fungi, Ascomycota, Leotiomycetes, Helotiales, Helotiaceae.
AUGCGGUACCACUCAGUAUUCGACAUCAUCGAGGAGCGAGCCUUGAAAGAAGGAAAGACAUUAGAUGAAAUACUCGACCUUUCGGAGCAUUACUACACCAUAGCGACCGAACGGUAUAAAGCCUCCAAAAACUCGGUGGAGAAGUACGUGGCUGAGAAGCUUUUGUGGAAACAUUUUGGUUGGACGGAAAGAUUUCCUGGCGCACCGCCUGAGAGGAAGGAUGAAGAUAUUCGAAACAAUAUUGGUACCGUUGCGAUUUUACCUGGCAGUUCUCGGAUUCAAACCCAGCUUCCUCUCGGGCAACAGGAACGUCUGUCGGAUGACGCCGAACAUAGACACAAACACCCCAUCAACUCAAUCCAUACUGAUAAAAAAACAGAACAAUUUCCCAGCGUUACACUACCUAGAAACAAAGAUGAGAAUAUUAGAAGCAGCAGCAGUAGUUUUGCGAUUUCACCCAGCUACCCUCGAAUUCCAAGUCAGCUUCCUCUCAUACAUAACGGUCGCUCGUCUAAUGAUUUCGCACUCAAACUUAUAAACCGCCCCAACUCAAUCGAACUUCUUCUGCUUGCCGGGGCACCCAGUCGUGUUGGUCUCGAAUGGCCCGGAGAAACGAAAUUUCCGUACGCACCCGUUUACGGCCAGACUGUUGAGGGCCAACCAUAUUGGUCGAUAAUCACACAUCCGGAUGCAUAUUCAAAAUUUGUUGGUCCAGACCGCAGUACUUUGAGCAGAUUUGCAGGCACUUUUCACCUAAAAUUUACUACGCACCUUGCCAGAGAGCACCAAACUCUGAUGAUCUGGAUAGAGGCACACGGACCUUAUUGCAAUAUUCAUGACAUUGAUAAAGCAGCUUGGGCGAAACUCGAACGCGCAUAUCAUUUUUUGUUUCUGUGGGUGUGGGCUUUUCAAGUAGAGAAAUUGCCACCAGGGGGGAAGGAAUUCCUAGAGGACUUUAUGCAAUUGGAAAAGGAAAAUAAAUUGGGGAAAAUUCCACCCAGGUUGCAGCCUCGUCGGCCGGCUCUACCGCAAUUCGAAAAGCAGCUACGCUCACUACCUCACUCAACUACGGGAAGAUAUCGCUCACCAACAAAGUCUCAUGAAGAGAGACACACCCCGAGAAGCAUAUCGCGAAGUAGGAAACGACGGCGAGAGCGAAGCGAAAGUCCGGCGUCAUAUCGCGGUUCAGAUUAUUAUAUGCCCUCUCGGUAUAGAAGUGGACGAUCUGAUCGGCACAGUAGUACAUCUCCUCGACGACGAUUUUGGAGUCCAGAUCAUUAUAGACCCUCUCGGCACAGAGAUAGUGGAUCUACCGGUGGAAGAACACGCUCACCAGAAGAGUCCCGCGAAGGUGCAGACAAUCGGGAAAGCGUAUAUCACGGGAGGGGCAGUAGGAGAUCUCGCAGUCCCGUUCAUCAUAGCCUCCCUCGACAAAGGGAUAAACACUCUGAGGAAUCCCAUGAGAGUUCUUAUCGAGAAACCAGCGAGCAACAGCGGCUUCGUCUACUUCGCGAGCGUAUCGAGAAUGAAAAGAGGAUUCUUUUGAGCAAGAAAGAGGAGGAGGAGGAAAGACGCUUUCGGCUUUCACCGAAAUCCGAAGAUGAUGAUGAAAAGCUGCGGCUUGCAGGGGAGUCGGAAAGAAAGAAGUGGGCAGAGGACUAG